CCUGAGCCGCCUCCUGCACCAGCCCCUCUCACCCUGUACCCAAUGGAAGCAACUCAUCACUGCAUCGCCCCUCGCCACGAUGCCCAAUCAACGCCAUCCUAAGCUGAGCGGAGGGCAUGAGAAAAAAAGCAACAAGCACAGCAGAUCUACCAUCCAGAAACCCUCGCCUGCCCUUCAAGCCUAUUGCCAUUUUCAAAGCCAUCGAGAAAGCGCCUCGCAAGAUGGCAGCCAAGGGAGACAGGGUAGCAUUUACCGUGGUUGCUAUCCCAGUCGAAGAUGGUAUGGCAGUGGGCGUUGAUGUCAAUGGUAUUAACGGUGAUGUCCUCGUCACAUGCACUGUUGAUGUUGUCGCUGUUGGCACAGGCAGUGCAGCAGAUAACAUCGUUGCAGGUGUAUGCACUGUCGGUGUCACCAUUAUUGUUGUCGAUGGCCGCACAGCAGAUAUCAUCGUCGGAGGCGCAUGCAGUGUUGAUGUUGUCGGUGUUGUUGUCAGAGGCAGUUCAGUAGAUGUCAUCAUUAUAGGAUCAUGCACCGUUGAUGUUGUCGUUGCUGUUGUCAAAGGCAGUGCAGCAGAUGUCAUCGUUGUGAGCGCAUGCCCCGUUAAUGUUGUCGUUGAUGUUGUCAGAGGCUGUUCAGCAAAUGUCAUCAUCGUAAGCACUGGUAGUGGUAUUAGAGAUGUCACUACUGUCCAAAUUGUUGUAGAUGCUACCAUUGUUGAUGCUGUUGUUGAUGCUGUUGUUGACGUUGUCGACGAUACUGUUGGUGAUAGUGGCAAAGUUACCAAUCUGGCUGCCUGCGAACGCCUAAUCACCUCCACACCCCACGCACGUGCUUCAGCCUGGAGCUGAAGACAAUCGCUCCAUAAAGGAUUUGCUUGGUGCCAAUCGAUAUAGGCAUCUAUCUCCAUCGCAGGGCCCUCUUCGAA
Molecule: messenger RNA, 925 nt
Organism: Chara braunii
Lineage: Eukaryota; Viridiplantae; Streptophyta; Charophyceae; Charales; Characeae
Source: the annotation of a GenBank genome assembly